AUGGACCUCGGCCAGAGCUUGCGCGACCUUCAAGUGCGAAUCGCUGCACUCAAGGCCAAAUCUGAAAAACGUCUGCCAGCUUCUCAAGGGGCUAGCAACGAUUUUCCCGAGACGAAGACAACAACUGCUCAAGAGAAAACGAUGAACACCCUGCUCGCACGAACAGAUGAUCUGACCAAGAUCAGCCUCGGAGUACUGAAACAGUACAGCGAGCAAGAUCCCCACGAGAUGAGCGACGCUGAGCUUGCGUUUUACAACAAAUACGUCGCGCCCGUCAAGCAUCUCCUCAAAUAG
This is a messenger RNA of Oikopleura dioica, 294 nucleotides long. The record is from the annotation of a GenBank genome assembly. Lineage: Eukaryota; Metazoa; Chordata; Appendicularia; Copelata; Oikopleuridae.